Molecule: messenger RNA, 4671 nt
Organism: Puntigrus tetrazona (Sumatra barb)
Lineage: Eukaryota; Metazoa; Chordata; Actinopteri; Cypriniformes; Cyprinidae
Gene: dclk2a
Product: doublecortin-like kinase 2a
Exons: 19
Coding region: 415-2946 (843 amino acids)
Biological process (GO): intracellular signal transduction; protein phosphorylation
Cellular component (GO): microtubule cytoskeleton
Molecular function (GO): ATP binding; protein kinase activity
Source: RefSeq, a predicted model, not a curated record
GUGUGUGGCGAGUGUUGGCCUGAUUGAGUGCCAGUGGAGGGAUGAAGAGAGCCGUGGACGCUCACGCGUGUCCAGCAUGCGCACGUACAUCUCUGCGCGUCUCAUCUCAUCAUGACCGGGGCUCACCUCAACCACAGCGUCCGUCCUUGAAGUGAGUUCUUGGAUUUGUGGACUACCGGGACUUUCACAAGCUUUUAUUUCUCGUAAUAUAUUUAUAUAUUUAACAACUUGUUUAUAUAGCUGUAUAAAAAGUUGAACAGGACAGCCUUCGGUCUGUUAUUUGACUGGUUUCUAACAGACAAUGCGUAUGAUUUGCUGAAACUCCCAAGAAAGAAGAAAUAACACGAACAACAACCGGCGCAAAAACAAGCUCGUUUAUUCAAGCGUCCGCGCUUUGACUUCCAGGAAAUAAACAUGUCUAGCAGAAGCAUCGAGUGGGAGCAUUUCGAGGAGCGCGAGAAGAGUCACCGGUCCCCGCGGGGCAGCGGCGCUUCUCAUUCCGGCUCGCGCGGUAACGGGCUCGUGCCCAGUCCCGCUCACAGCGCGCACUGUAGUUUUUACCGCACGCGCACACUGCAGUCGCUCACCUCCGAAAGGAAAGCCAAAAAAGUUCGCUUCUAUCGGAACGGCGAUAAGUACUUCAAGGGCUUGGUGUACGCGGUGUCCGGCGACCGCUUCAGGUCCUUCGACGCGCUGCUGAUGGAGCUCACGCGCUCCCUCUCGGACAAUGUGAAUUUACCGCAAGGAGUCCGGAACAUCUACGCUAUGGAAGGGGGGAAGAAGAUCACCAGCUUGGAUGAGUUACAAGAAGGUGAAAGCUAUGUGUGUGCUUCCAAUGAACCAUUCCGUAAAGUGGACUACACCAAGAAUGUCAAUCCCAACUGGUCAGUCAAUGUGAAGACAGGCACAUCUCGCUCUCUGCCAUCCCUUAUCACCUCAAAGAACGAGCUGAGAGAACGAGAGAGCAAAGACUUCAUCAAACCCAAGCUGGUGACGGUCAUCAGGAGUGGUGUCAAACCCCGUAAAGCUGUCCGGAUUCUCUUGAAUAAGAAGACGGCUCACUCUUUUGAGCAGGUGCUCACAGACAUCACUGAUGCCAUUAAACUGGAUUCUGGGGCUGUGAAAAGACUCUAUACUCUGGAGGGCAAACAAAUUACAUGCUUGCAAGACUUUUUCGGUGACGAUGACGUGUUCAUCGCGUGUGGGCCUGAGAAGUACCGUUACGCACAGGACGAUUUUGUGUUGGAUCACAGUGGUAAGGCUUCCACAGCCUUUAUAACCGAAUGUCAGGUCCUCAAGUCCUCGUAUUCUUCUCGCUCUGCUCCCCCGGUGAGGUACGCUGGUAGUAAGAGUCCAGGAUCCACGCGCCGCAGCAAAUCCCCCGGAUCUGUGAGAAAAACAGCAGGGCACUUCUCUACAAAUAGCCAGUCUCCAAUCAAAUCACCAAAAUUAAAGCAAAAGUAUUGCUACCGUACCUUUAAGACUUCUAAAGUAAAUGGAGUCCCGAACAGUCAAAUCACUACCCCCAAAUCCGCCAAAUCCUCCAGUUCCUCCCCGACCAGCCCCCGCAGCAUGCGCAACUUCAAGUUUAGUUGCAACAAGCGGAUGGGAGUCCCCCUCCGUCUCUCUGUACAGAUUCCAGGACAUCACUCCUCCGCAACCAACGUGAACGGCUCCUCUGAGACUCCCCAACAACACAACAACAGUGUGAGCCCUGAAGUUAACGGAAACAGGAACCUUGCUGCUUCCACAAUUAUGGACAAGUACAAAAUUGGCAAAGUUAUAGGUGAUGGGAACUUCGCUGUGGUAAAGGAGUGUGUCGAACGAUCCACUGGAAAAGAGUUUGCACUGAAGAUCAUUGAUAAAAACAAAUGCAGAGGCAAAGAGCACCUGAUCGAGAGUGAGGUGGCAGUGUUGAGGCGUGUGAAGCAUCCUAAUAUCAUCAUGCUGAUUGAGGAGGUGGAUACACCCACUGAGCUCUAUCUAGUCAUGGAACUUGUGAAGGGUGGAGAUCUGUUUGAUGCAAUCACCUCCUCAACAAAAUACACUGAAAGAGAUGCUAGUGUUAUGGUAUUCAACCUCGCGGCAGCUCUCAAAUACCUGCACAGAAUGUGUAUCGUCCAUCGAGACAUCAAACCCGAGAAUCUGCUGGUGUGUGAGUAUCCUAAUGGUACAAAGUCUUUAAAGCUGGGUGAUUUUGGACUGGCCACAGUGGUUGAAGGGCCCCUGUACACUGUUUGUGGGACACCCACUUAUGUUGCCCCAGAAAUCAUAGCAGAGUCAGGAUACGGGCUAAAGGUGGACAUCUGGGCAGCUGGAGUAAUUACCUACAUCCUCCUAUGUGGCUUUCCACCUUUCCGCAGUGAGAAUAAUCUCCAGGAGGACCUAUUUGAUCAGAUCCUGUUGGGCCGUUUAGAUUUCCCAUCACCCUUUUGGGAUAAUAUAACAGAUUCCGCUAAAGAGCUGAUUGGUCGCAUGCUGCAGGUGAAUGUGGAGGCCAGAUACACAGCGGAGGAUGUGCUGUCUCACCCCUGGGUCACGGUAAAUGAGGAUGCUGCAAUGGAAAACAAUAUGAAGAUGGAGGUGGCAGGUAAACUCAAAAAGCACUUUAACUCUGUGCAGAAACAGAGCAACACUUCCCCUGGAGUCUCAGUUAUUGUGAACACAGCUCUAGAUAAGGAAACCAUCCAGCUUUCUCGCCGCCAUCAGGACCGCAGCCCCCCUCCUCCGGGAAAGAGCCCUUCCUCCACCCACCCAGAGAAACGACGCUCCCAUAAGGGACGUUCUUCUGUCCAAUCGGAGGAGUCUAGGAGCGCUGCACCCAUCGAGCCUUUAGCCUCAACAACCCCCAAUGCACCGGCAGCCCCUCACUCUGCCUCACCCCCCCACUUCCCAGAAUGCAGUGCUGAGGCUGAGGCCAGCAAGGGCCUGCCUAAGGAAGAAUAAUACUACUUGGGGAAACAAUGUGGAGACAAUUUUGAAUAUAAAUGCAUAAAUACAUAUAUAAAUCUGCAAAUCUUUGAAACUUCAUUCUAGUUAAAAGGCUGGAAUACACUACACUACUUUUGCCCUGUUUUUUACAGCCUGGACGAGUACGCUGUCCGCAGAAAACCGUGCAUGAUAAGCACUGAUUCUGAUUUUAUAGUUAAGAGAGUAUUAUACAUUGAUAUUUAGAUCACACGUUGUUUAAAUUUGGGUCUCUUUGUAAUGAGGUGCAGUUUUAGGGAUUUUGUUGCGUACUGAAAGACCGGGGUUGCCAGGUCUGCGAAAGAAAACUAAACCAAAAAUAGCCCAAGACUAACCCAGCAGCCCUAUCCCAAAUAUCAAAAAAUAUCCCAAAAAUACAUAUUGUACAGUCACUGUAAAACUCAAGUUGUUCAAACAAAGGAAAAUAUUUAGAGGAAUGUGGGUAGCCAGAGAUUUUCUGUUCCUCACUGAAUUCCAUAGUAUAUAGAAUUUUGUUAGCCACGUUAUUCAAAAUAUAUAUUUUUUAUUUUCAGCAGGAGAAGGAAAUUACCGUAAUUGAUUUUAAUUUUUGGGUAAUCUAUUCCCAAAACUAAAGCAAUUCCUCUUGAAAACCGUGGACCUGGCAACCCCAUCUGAUCCUCAGACUUUCAUUAUAUAUUGUCUGGUUUUUCUUUAACUAUUUACAAAGUCAGCAAGUUAGUGAAGCCCAGUGUUCUGCUUUUAAAAGUCAUUUAGUGUAAUCCAGCCUUUAACACUCGUUCAUUACUGUCUGUAUAGUGGUCGUCUGCUCGUCUCCCUGCUUUCUUCUUCUUCCAGUUUGGCUUCCGAUUCCAGCACCCAGAGUGGGUUCGAAAACUUAACGUGUGAUUGAUUGUAUAUAAGUGCUUUGGAUAUGAAAGAUCCGCUCUGCUUUUGUAUUUACUGAGAUGGACAGCUCACGUCCUGGUUAUGAAUAGCUAAACACUUUUUAGGGCGGAUCUAAACAUGCUACUGGAAAAAAAAAGACUUUGAAACUGGCAAGAAACUUGUCCUGCUGAAACUUGAAAGUACAGUGUAUGUUUGAAAAUAGACUGCUUGACUUUUUGACUCUGCUGAAGAAAAACAAGAAAGCAAUUCUGAUUUGUGGGUGUGUGUGUGUGUGUGUGUGUGUGUGUUUUCUUAAGAGGGUGUGACUAGCACUACUGUGUUCUGGGGUCAUUCUGCGCUAGUUUAGAGUUGCCUUCAUAUGAGCCAGCAAAGCGAGGAAUCUGUAGGGAUUGUUAAUAGUUUUGUUCUUUUGCUAAUUUAUUUGUACAGAUUAGACAAAAUGUGAAAUUGUAUUUUAGAAUAGUUCGACAUUUUCAAUCCGGAGUCGUUAAGUGCACGAUAUUUUGAUUUCUCUGUUGCAACAGUAUUAGAUUUACAAUCUCAAGUCCUGGAUUUGUCAUCUAUUUGUUCCGUGUGCUACUUCUGUAUCUCUUUGCUCACCGCGGCACCGUUUUCCUGAAACUGUCAGCCCGCAGGGAGUGACGGAGCUUGUUAAUUAAGGGAAAACGACAUGAUGCACUGCUAUUUUGACGUGCAUCCGAGGUUUCGAGAACUAUGGCAAUAUUCUGUUUCAUUUCUGGAAAAGCUAGAUUUCAUGUUUAAUAGAUGUCAUUUUCUAUUAGUGUUCUUUAUCAUCACAUAAUCAAAGUAAUGCAAUAAAAUGAUCUUGCUGUUGUU